CAGGGCAGGGCUUUCAUCGAUAUCAGGUAGCGAUCCAGCGUAGCUCGACAAGGACGCCGGGUUUCCUUGCUGGCAAUACCUCUGCGGCUGAAAGUUGAUUGCGUCGAUCGGACCCUCACUUGGCAUUGUCGUUGUUGAGUCGUUGGGUAUAUCUGAACAGCCGCUAAUGCCAAAGCUGACGUGCACAGGCCUGGCAACCGGCACAGCAACACAGGCGCCUGCAGUUCGGCCAGUCUCGACGGCGGCAGCAUCUAUCGCAUCGACGACCGCCACUCCGGCAUCUUCUGCCGGUGGACUCGGCGGCGCCUAUGGUGCGUAUGUCGCCUAUCAGCAACAGCAAACAUCGCAGACGCAGACACCCGCCGGAGACUCGUCUCAGAGAAAUACUCGAGCGUCCACGACCCCGGCCCUAUCGACAGGCGGGGCGAUGUCGACAUUGGGGGUACCCGUAUUUUCGCGCCAGCAACAAAUGUUCCAGCAGACACCGGAAAGCCUCAGCCUGCAGGGACAGACCGGUGCCCAGGCUGCAGGAAGAGCCGUUACAUCGAUUCCGACGCAGAACCCAUCAAUUCAAGCACUUGCCCAGGCUGUCCUGACAAAGUCGACAAGAUCUGCGCUCACAACCCAGGUGCAGACACAGGCCCCAGCACUCGCCUCCGCUGUCGCCGCCGCCGCAUCUUUACCGCAGACGACAGAGUCGCGGAUUGCGGCGGCAACAGCUGCGAUGACCACGGGCACCAGUGCCUCAAUUUCAGCCACCACAGUCCCAAAGGCGACACCGGGCAUCGCCAAGCUGCAGAAGAACACGCCCAAAGUCCAGCGAUCAUCAUCAUUGAUUUCGGUCGCAUCUUCGGAUGACCUGACUAUGACCAAAAGGGAUGACAAGUCUGCCGAGUCGGCGCUGGGCACCUCGCCAUCAUCAGACUUGGCUUCCAGGCUGGGCUCACAGUCUGUGACCGUUGGCUCGACCACGUCGACCACACCUUUGUCCAAAACGCCACCGGAUGCUCAGUCGACUCAGGCCCGGACCCUGGCCGAGCUUCAGCGGAUCCAAAUCGAGCAACUCUCCAAUUCUCCACCACUCUCAAAGGAGGCGCUCUCGGACCUGGUCAAACAGCUGGGCUCGGACCACUGGCUUGAGCCCGAGGUUGAAGAGCUCUUCAUGGAUGUAUCCACUGCUUUCCUCACCGAGAUUACCGAGUUUGCAUGCCGGCUCGCCAAGCACCGCCAAUCGGACACAUUGCAGAUCCGAGACGCCGCCAUUCCUCUUGAACGCGACUAUAAUCUCAAGAUCCCUGGAUUUGGCGUCGAGACAAAGCCGACGCCCAAUCGACGGCACCCGUACCUCAAACAGUACGCUGCCCGUGUGCAGGCUGUCCGCGCUGCUCAGCGCGAAGGCGCCAAGCUCAAGGACAAGUAGCCUGUAUUCAGCGCUGGCGAGCCAAACAGAAGGGAGAAAGGCAUGGUCAAGCACCCAAAAUACAAGCGUCUUGCAGCG
Molecule: messenger RNA, 1498 nt
Organism: Polychytrium aggregatum
Lineage: Eukaryota; Fungi; Chytridiomycota; Chytridiomycetes; Polychytriales
Product: transcription initiation factor TFIID subunit A-domain-containing protein
Exons: 4
Coding region: 167-1420 (417 amino acids)
Biological process (GO): DNA-templated transcription initiation; RNA polymerase II preinitiation complex assembly
Cellular component (GO): transcription factor TFIID complex; SLIK (SAGA-like) complex; SAGA complex
Molecular function (GO): protein heterodimerization activity; TBP-class protein binding; DNA binding
Source: RefSeq, a predicted model, not a curated record